This is a messenger RNA of Hylaeus anthracinus, 3565 nucleotides long. RefSeq lists its product as uncharacterized. The record is from RefSeq and is a predicted model, not a curated record. Bases 1765 to 3324 code for a protein of 519 amino acids. Lineage: Eukaryota; Metazoa; Arthropoda; Insecta; Hymenoptera; Colletidae. The transcript has 7 exons.
UUCGUAAACUGAUCUUAUCGACGCACCAUUGUUGCCGUUGUUAAUUUUAUCUCCACGAUUCCAAGCUCCGCUGUUGGAGUCAGCUGUUCCUAGUCGGAAGAACGCAUGGCUAGGCUCGUGACCCACAUCCCACUCGCGAGUUUCGUUGCUCUUCACGCUGUGUCGCGCUCGCGAUCUCGUCGCGACGAUAAGGAGACGGAUGUUGCGUACCGUCGCGUCGCUGACGCUCUAAUCCAGUUUCCUGCGCGCGAAUCCAGACCGGAUGCGACACGGAUAGCUAAUUAGGUGUUUCGCAGCUAACCAAGUUGAAUACGUUUUCCUGUCAUCGAAUUGUUAUUGCGGGGGCUCGUAGAAUUGCUCCAGGUGAGCGAAGAGUACACAGUGAAAAGAAGUUGUCUUUUAACAAUUAUCAUAGAAUUUUAUUUAAAAAUCAAUGUUACCGAAGUUCUUUCCAAACAACCCUUUACGUUAAUGCACCUCGAAUUUCACUGUUUUUCCGUCUUCCCUCUAUUGCACCUUACAUGUACGACCCUCUUGCGCUCCUCGCACCUAGGUUCAUCUAAAAAAGAAGGGACAACUCCCCCAAGAUCUCCAGUCCGUCGACGUUAAACAAUUUCCGUCCCGACAAUAGAGACGCGUCACUUUGCGCGACGACUUUGUCUACACCCGCUGAAUCGUCAGAGUGUCCUGUCGCUCGCAUUGUGCCCGCCGACACGAGAACACCCCUGCAAACCCUCGUCGGAGGGCACCACGGUGCAGGCAAAGGGCGCACAACGCGUAGCUUUCGAACCCGGACUCGGUGGGCACGCACACACCCUCCGACCGAUGUUUCCUUUUUUCCCCAACGAGUCCCAACCGUGUUCACGGCUCUAAAAGGACGACACGGUUCUUCGUCCUCUUCCCUCCGUUUAGCACCCUCGACGCUCGCUCUUUCGCGCUCUCGUGAAAGGAGUCUGCCACGCACCACGAAGAAAGAAGAGUCGUACUCGAAGAGUGGGGGAUUGCUAGCGUAGCAACGCGAAUGGAGGGGUGAAAUUCUAAGGGUGGGGGAAACCAGCAACGCGAUAGUGGAUAGAGAGCGAGAACGGUGGGGGGUUAGGCACCGAGCAAAGCCUCCGAGCGAUCGGGCGAAAGCAGGGAGCAACAGUGUGCCGCGCGCCGCCGACAAGAGAACGUCGUUAAUUGCGUUCCCGUCGUCGUGGUUGCUGAACGCGCGUGUUUCGAGUUCGAGGGUGCGAGAAACUAGCAAGCGCAACGUCCAAUUAGAUACCCAUGCACACGACCUUCCUGAAUCGCGAGUUCUCGGUGCGCGAGUGCGACUUCGAUGUCAUUCUUUUUUUAUUUUUUUUCUUUUUGGAGCAGUUCGACUCAGUGAAAUUUCCGUGCCUGGUGAGAGAUAGGCAAGAUCACGAGUGCGACGAGUAGUGGGUCCUUUCCAUCCAGUCUGGAUUAUCGUGCUCGCUGACGACUGUGCUCCAAAUCGUCGAGUCGUUUCUCCGCGAAGGGACGAACGUGUGAUUGAAGUGAUCUAUAUAGAAGUGAACCGCGACUCGAGAAACGUACGUUCAGUGGCAAAGUGAUCGGUGAUGAGAGUACAAACGGAGUAAUAUAUUCUUCGGAAGAUCGGGAAAUCUGAGUUUGCCGGUCGGUGCGCAGAGGGCCAGGACUCCAGCCACGAGGGAGGCCACCACGUUCUCGAAGGAAAUGCGCUGCUAGCAAACCGGCAAGGUGUCGCCCGAAUUCUUGAGCACGCUGAGGUGGAGGAUGGAGGAGCUGGAGACGUUGGAGAGCACGGAGUGCCCCGAGUGCCCGGGUCCACCCCCUGAGUUCCGGUUGCCGCCACCCCCUCGGCCACCCUUCCUCACCGACGGCACCUUCUGCUCGGAGGAACCCCUCACCGAGAUCGAAGACUGCGUCGCCAUUCCGAUGAUCGAUGCGUCGUACCAUACGAAUCCAUCGUUGCAGAGCACCGCCUUGAUCAUCACCUGCGCGGUGGUGCUGCUCCUGAUGGCAGCGAUCGUCUCCGUCGUCUUCUGGAAGCACAAGCGGAAAGUGCAGAACCUGUUACCGUGCAAGAGCGCAGCAGGAGCAGCGGCGGCGGCCGCGGCCGCAGCCGCGGCUGGCGGCAGGAAUCGCGUGUUGGGCGACGGGCAGCCGCACGCCGGCACCGGAAGCGCGGGUGGCGCGGUGCUGUACGAGGACCUGCCGGAACCCGUGACGCACUCGCAGCUGCACAAUCACCUGCCCAGCCACCACCCUGGCCAGGCGCCGACGAUCGAGAUGCUGGACGUCAAGGACACAGGCAGAGGAGUAUUCGUGUGCAGCAGUCCGGGUCCUGAUCCUUACACGUCGCAGGACCUGUAUAAUCCAGUCUACGAGGAGCUCAGCAACGGGGAUCAUCCGGAAACGGACGAGGAGAGCGAGCUGAACGCUCGGAACCGGCUGCACCAUCAUCAUCGGCAUCAUCAUCGGCCGACGUCGUCGUCGAAGCCAGCCAGCGAGGACGAGUUCGCCGAGGACGAGCUCUCGGUUGGCGAGCCGUCCGAGGCGAGGAUGCUCACCUCGAGCGGACCCACUUGGGGCACGUGUCCUGCUGGUGGCAGGCCACCGCGGGAGAGACGCGGUAGGAGCCCCAGGAGCCUCGAUAGACGUAGACGAGACAAGAACCACGAUGUGGGCGAGUUCCACGAGGGGAUGCUCCUGGACGCGUUGCUGCAGCUCUACCCUAGCGUCGCUGGCGUGGCUGGCACCCGAACCAAUAGCAAUCACCGCCAACAGUCCGUCCCAUCGGUGGCCCACAGAUUACCGUACUUCGUGCCCCCGAUGCCAGCGACCCAGGCCCUCCGAGUCGAGGAGAACCCGUACGAGAGCGUUCCGGUGUUGGGACCCCUGCACCACUACUCCAGCCAAGGCAGAAGCAACAAGGACAGGUCUCGCAAGUCGAACGACAAGUACAAGUACUCCUCGCAGUACGGGGCCGAGUACUACGGGCUCCAGAACCAGGACACCGCUCCUGUCUACACGCAAGUGGGGACCGAAUACUCGGACACCUACUCGCAGCCUACGGAUCGGCUCUACAACGAGGACAAGUACACGCAACCCGUGUACUACGGGCCCAGGGACGGCGAUCAGAUCACCACGGGCAGGCUGUACCAAGGUCAGCCCGACAGCAGCUUCGGUAGCGACAGUGGGUACAGCCACCACACUUCCGGUACCACUGGCACCACAGGCACUCGCAGCAGCAACUCGAGGACGAAUCAUCGGAAGGACAAGCAUCGGAACUCGCAUCAUUCCCAUCACUCGGCCGACUACAUCGUGUCCUAAUGAUCGAUCGCGUGGGGGACGAUCGAGUCCGAGGAGGAGACGAAGCUUGUAAUACUUUUCUAACGAAAGUAGCGAUCCCGCGUUUCCUUUCGCGUAAUUUAUUUUAUUGUUUUCCUUUUCUUUCUUUUUCGUUCUUCUCCUCUCUUUUGUUUUGUUUCUCACCAGGGAGGAGAACGUUUUAUUUUCGCGAAACGACGGUGCUCGCGGUAUGUUUUUUUAUUUAUUUAUUUCUUUCCUUUUU